Messenger RNA from Grus americana (Whooping crane), 1237 nucleotides. It is a transcript of the gene CBX5, whose product is annotated as chromobox 5. Gene Ontology annotation, biological process: chromatin organization; negative regulation of transcription by RNA polymerase II. NCBI's taxonomy places the organism in Eukaryota, Metazoa, Chordata, Aves, Gruiformes, Gruidae. Bases 377 to 949 code for a protein of 190 amino acids. The record is from RefSeq and is a predicted model, not a curated record. Gene Ontology annotation, cellular component: nucleus; pericentric heterochromatin. Gene Ontology annotation, molecular function: chromatin binding. The transcript has 5 exons.
UGCCGCCGCCGAUUGGUCGCGACGGGCGAGAUCCCACCUCCGCGCCUCACGGAUUGGGCGAGACCGCCGCGGCCCCGCCCUGUGCCCCUUUUCCCGCUCCGGCCCAGAGACUCCCCGGCUCUCCUCCGAUUGGCUCUCUCGCUGGCGGUCCCGCCUUGCACCUCCCUCUCAUUGGCUAGCGCAGCGGCGCGGCCGUUCCCAUUGGCGGGCGCGGCCGUCGCUCAGCGCUGCCCGGCGGCGGGCCCGGCGGAGGUCGGCGAGCGCGGCGCGGCGGGCGGCAGCAGCAGGGCGCGGCAGCGCCGCGGCGGCGAGUCCCGGCGGCGGCGAGGAGGGGUAGCCCGCCCGCCGGCGCCCAAGGACCCGUGGGCGCUGCGCUAUGGGCAAGAGGAGCAAGCGGCCAGCCGACAGCUCGUCCUCGGGAGACGAGGAAGAGUAUGUGGUGGAGAAGGUGCUGGACCGACGCGUGGUGAAGGGCCAGGCCGAGUACCUGCUCAAGUGGAAAGGCUUCUCCGAGGAACACAAUACUUGGGAGCCGGAGAAGAACCUGGAUUGCCCGGAGUUGAUUUCGGAGUUUAUGAGGAAGUAUAAGAAGAUGAAGGAGGGUGAUGGGAAUAAACCGCGAGAGAAGGUGGAGAGCGCCAAGAGGAAAGGAGGGCUGCCCGCCGGCGGGGAGGAUGUCAAGGUCAAGAAGAAGAGGGAGAGCAACGACAUCGCCCGGGGUUUCGAGCGGGGGCUGGAGCCUGAGAAGAUCAUCGGUGCCACCGACUCCUGCGGGGACCUGAUGUUCCUGAUGAAGUGGAAGGACACGGACGAGGCUGACCUGGUGCUGGCGAAGGAAGCGAACCUCAAGUGUCCCCAGAUUGUCAUCGCUUUCUACGAGGAGCGGCUGACCUGGCACGCGUACCCCGAGGACACGGACAGCAAAGAGCGCGAGACCCCCCGGAGCUAAGGCGCCCCCCCCCCCACCUGUACAUAGCCCCCCCUCCCCCAUCAUCUCGUGUCCCCCCCUGCCCUCCAUGUCCCCAGGGAUCCCCUUGCCCCUCCUCGCAGCCCCCCAGGGGACAGGGGAGGGGACAGUCCCCCCCAGUCACGGGGGUUGGGCAGGUUUGGGGGGGGCUUGGCCCCAUUUUUUUGCUGUUUUUCUAAGGUCGGUGUUUUUAGCCGGGGCCACCCCAGGCCCCUCCCCCCUGGUUGUCCUCCCUCUCCGUAUUUGUUUCCAAUAAACGGUCACUUUUCA